GCCAUCAUCAUUAGACGCUCAUUCCUCCAGUCACGCUGCAACUGCGCCUCUCAGCUCCAUCACAUCACAUCCACCUCUCGCACGGUGCAGUCUGUGUUCUCCCGAUAGAGCGCCGCCGCCGAUCCACUCACCAUCCUGCAAAGAAAACUCACCAAACUCAACAGGAAGCUGAACGCGCUGGGAUCUGCUUCACUUCACUUCACAGCAGCAUUGGGCAGAGUCUCUCCUCAUUCAAUGGGUCCGUGUGUUGUGCUGCUCUGCUCCAUGUUCGGGCUCCUGCUUGGCCAAGGAGCAGAGCAGGUCUCGAUAGAGGACUGUUGUAAGGAUGGACAGAAGCGAGGCAAUGAUAACGAAGACUGUGCAUCCCUCCCUCUCAUCUCUGCGUCAGACACAUGCAGGAUAGUGCAGGAGCAGUGCUGUGUGACAGUGCUCGAGGAUAACAUGUGCACCACUGGUAUCAACGUGGCCAAAGACCAAGGAUCCUGUGACUCUUUAUUCAGUAGCACCUGCGAGACCAAGACGACAAAGAUGUGCUGUGGCUGUUGUCUUCUGGGGAAGACGACCCAGGAGCAGGGCCUACCAUGCUAUAACAGCCUGUCUGUGGGCUACCAGUGUGGCCUGGUGUCCCGGGCCUGCUGCAUGGAGGGAGCCUCAGAUAACCAGACAGCACCAACAGCACAAACAGAGUUACCAAGCAAGGAUGUAACCAUUGAAAAAGGAGAUAAUUCAGUGUUAACCGACCAGUGUGACGGGAAAUGUGCUCAUGUCUGUGUCGGCAACAACACCUGUGGCUGUUUGAAAGGCUACAAACUCAAACCAGAUGGGAAAAGCUGUGACGAUAUAAACGAGUGUCUGCUGGGAGCCAGUAACUGUCGGGCAGGACAGCGAUGCAUCAACAAAGAGGGCUCAUUCCGGUGCCAGAGAGAGGUCAGCUGUGGAACUGGCUAUGAACUCACUGACAACAACGACUGCAAGGAUAUUGACGAGUGUGAGGCUGGUAUCCAUAACUGUGGCCUGGUGUUUGAGUGCCAAAACAGCCAGGGGUCGUUCCGUUGUCUUCCCAAGGUCAAGUGUGGGGUUGGCUUCAUCCAGGAUGCCCUGGGCGAAUGCAUUGAUAUCAAUGAAUGUGUUAGCCACACCGGUCCAUGCAGCAGAGGACAGGUCUGUAUGAACACAGUUGGCUCCUACAACUGCCAGAGGAACUCUGUGAACUGUGGUCGGGGAUACCACCUUAACGAAGAGGCCACACGCUGUGUUGAUAUAGAUGAGUGUAAGGGCCCUGAGAAGGUCUGUUCAGGUCAUGGUUGUAUCAAUCUGGUGGGCUCGUACCGCUGUGAGUGUGGGAGUGGCUACAUCUUCAACAGCAUCAGCCGCACAUGCGAGGAUAUUAAUGAAUGCAGGCACUACCCAGGCCGCCUGUGUGCUCACAAGUGUGAGAACACUCUGGGGUCAUACAAGUGCAGCUGCACGACAGGGUUCAAGCUGUCCGCCGACGGCAGGAGUUGUGACGAUCUGAAUGAAUGUGGGAGCAACCCAUGCAGUCAAGAGUGUGCCAACGUGUAUGGCUCGUACCAGUGUUACUGUCGCCGUGGAUACCAGCUCAGUGACAUUGAUGGCAUGACUUGUGAAGACAUUGAUGAGUGCGCUCUGCCCACUGGAGGUCAUAUCUGCUCCUAUCGCUGUCACAACACCCCCGGCAGCUUCCACUGUUCCUGUCCCGUCACUGGCUACACCCUUGCACUCAACGGGCGCAGCUGUCAGGAUAUUGACGAAUGCGCAGCGGGAACUCACACGUGUGCGGAGAACCAGAGCUGCUUUAAUGUGCAGGGAGGAUUCAGAUGCUUGUCCUUCGAGUGUCCAAACAACUACCGGCGUGCUGGAGAAACUCGAUGUGAACGCUUGCUUUGCAAUGAGUCUGUCGAGUGCCUGGCCAUGCCGCUGAGAAUAACCUACUACUACCUCACGUUCCCCACCAACAUUCCCGUCUUCACCAACAUCUUCCGCAUGGGCCCCUCUAACACUGUCCCCGGCGAUGACAUCGGGAUUGCUAUCACCACUGGCAACGAGGAUGGUUUCUUCAAGACGGAGCAGGUGCCCUCCGGCGGCGUAAUGUCGGUGGCGAAGCUCAUCAACAAGCCGCAUGACUUUGAUCUGUCCCUGGAGCUGAGGCUACGUCGCUACGGCACGAUCAGCACGUACCUGGCCAAAGUGCUGGUGUUUGUUACCCAGGAGGAGCCCAGAGUACCUUACAACCCCCUACUAGAGUAGACAUGGGUGUUAAACAGGGAUACAGCAGUUACUACACUCUUAAAAAAGAUGUGUCAUUUUGAAAUGGAUUGUCUCAUGGAGAAAACGCAAGUUUAUCCUCAAUGUCAUGCAAAAUUAACAUAUGGUAUAUUGAUAGCAUAGCAAGGUGAUACAGUCUAGGCUGCAUUGUAACAUAUGGCAGAAAUAUACUGUAUGCAGUUAAAUAUAAAACAUCUGAUUUCCAAUCAGUGAUAAGUACCUAUAUAAUUCACCAUCACUCGAUUCUCUCAUUCAUGGAUUUAUUCCAUUUCAGACAGACAACUCAGUUUGAAAUGUUUAUUGCAACAGCAGCACAUAGAGUCUGGCAUCAAGGGUCCGACUUCAUCACUUCCCAUAUAUGAGGACGUAGCUAUAAUGGUUGGUGAUAAGCAAAUAUAUAUAACCCCAUGUCAGAGCCUACAGGUGGAAGCUAGGGUGGUGAAAGGGCUGAAUCGACAGGCAGUGAUAGGCAGAUGGAUACAGAUCUAGUAAGUACAAUCUCAACUGAUGUCCUAAUUAAGGAUCUGUUAUCUGUUAUUUGGGGUGUUUGUAUGUCGGAUUAUUUCUUGAAUGUUCACAGUGACUCCCUGUAGUCCUCAAAACAAAAUGUUAUGCAAAGAAAGUCCGACCCCCCCCCCCCCCUCCCUUUCCCCCCUGAAAUUAAAACAAAUAUGAAUUGAUCCCAUAUUAAACUUAAAUUUAAGAUGACAAGUUAUUUUUAAGAGUGCAUAUACAAUUCAAUAAAUUCAUAAAAUCAGAAUUUUGUAUUAAUGUAGUAUUUUACAUAAUCAACUUUUUUAACAGUAGACUUAAGGAGCCUUAUUCAGUAGUUAAAAAUGAAGCCGAACUGAAUGUAUUCUGGAGGUAAGGCACCAUGUUGGCCGCUAGGUGGAGUUCUAGGGCAGGGUAACUUUUAAAAUGGUACCGACCUAGGUCUGCUGACAACUGAGUGUAAUUUGAUGAUGGUUGCAUGAUAAAAUAUAACGUUUGCAGUAUUUUAUGGUUUAUGUGCUGGAUGACGGUUUUUCUAUUAAAAUUGAAAUUGAAAUAA
Molecule: messenger RNA, 3337 nt
Organism: Pleuronectes platessa (European plaice)
Lineage: Eukaryota; Metazoa; Chordata; Actinopteri; Pleuronectiformes; Pleuronectidae
Gene: fbln1
Product: fibulin 1
Exons: 15
Coding region: 235-2268 (677 amino acids)
Biological process (GO): extracellular matrix organization
Cellular component (GO): extracellular region
Molecular function (GO): calcium ion binding; peptidase activator activity
Source: RefSeq, a predicted model, not a curated record